Molecule: messenger RNA, 576 nt
Organism: Schistosoma bovis
Lineage: Eukaryota; Metazoa; Platyhelminthes; Trematoda; Strigeidida; Schistosomatidae
Source: the annotation of a GenBank genome assembly
CAAAAAACUGAUAGUGUUGCACUCACUUAUUAAUUACUAUAUGUUCAAAAGAUUUCAUAUCAUUUCAAUCUGAGGAAAAUAAUUUUUGUUUUGUUUUGAGAAGAGCUAAUAAGAUCGACAACAACAAAAUGAAGUUGAUGCUGUUAUUAGUUUUACUGAUCUUUUUGAAUAUCGAUUUAUCAAAACAAAUUCCAACUCAAUUACGUGAUCAGUCUCAUGAGAAUAUGGAUUGUGUAAUGAAAACGAUAAAGAGAAUACAACAAUUAAUUAUUCAGUCUUCUGGACAAAAUCAAACUCUCACUGAGUCAAUAUUAGAAACAGAUAACUUAGAACAAAAAUUACACUUGCUUAUAGCUACAGCUAUUGAUAUUAUUGAUAACCAAAUAAAUGGACCGAAUUCUCCAUGACGAUGUAAAAUCUGGCAGGCAGAUAAUGUUUUCUUUCUUUUAUUGUCUGCAUAAGUCAUGAACAGAUGAACUAAUUUGAACUUUGGGAAAAAAGUUUAUUUUUUUUUAAUUUAUAAAAAAUAAGAAAAUGAAUUUCAUUUAUGAUGAUUAUUAAUAAAAGUUUUAGUUA